ACGAUCGACAAACCGCGUUACCUCGAAGUAGUUGACGUUAAAGUUAACCAAGAGUGAUAUGGCAGGCGUCGAGGUUAUGAUUUAUUUUAUUAUGAAUUUCUAUAGAUCGUAGGGGGAAAAAAUUCUGAGGACGCAGGUAUGGGUGGUAACGCACUUGACCAGGAUGAAGAGGUUGACCAGGACGUUAGAGAAAUCAUUGACAGUUUGAAAUCGAAAGGCCUCUUCGAUCAGUUUAGGAAGGAGUUUGUGGCUGAUGUAGAUACAAAGCCUUCUUACCAGAAUCUGAAGCAAAGAGUGGAAGGUUAUGUAAACAGGUUCUUAUCACGACAAACAUGGAGCCCCGAUCUAAACAAGAACCAACUCAGAGACAACCUCAGAAGACAGAUAAAUCAAUCUGGUAUGUUGACAAAUGGUGUUGAAAGAGUGAUUGAACAGCUGGUCAAUCCAAAGAUUCUGCACAUUAUCAAGCCAAAAAUUGAUGAAGUCAUUUGUAAACACUUGGGAAUUGAUCCAGAGAAGAGGAAAGAACAUGUCGAGCAGAGUAAACAGCAACACAAGGAAAAGAUGCAAAACAUGCAGAGUUUGAUGAACGUGAAUCUCACGCCUCCAGAUAACAGUAAUCAAGGUGGAGCAACACCUGGAACGCCAAGGACAGAUUUUCCUCCAGGAUUCCAAGGGGAGGGCUGGUCACAACAAUCACCUGCUCCAGGUCAAACAGGGUCAAACUUUUCCCCAGGCGGAAUGAAUUUCCCAAUGGCAACACCAUUUUCACAGCAGUUUGGAUUCAGCAUGCCACCUCAAAUGUUUCCUUAUAUGCAAAACUCGUGGAACAACUACGUUUUUAAUCAGGUGGGGCCUAAUCAAACUUUUACUUCACCCACCACUAUGCAAAGUGGGCAAGAAACAUCAUCACCUGCACAAAAUGCAACUCCGACCCUAACAAGUACAGAGAGUCCCCCCAAACCAGAUUUACCUCCCUUGCCACCAUCACCUAGAACACCCCCUCCACCAGGGACUGAAGGGGAGGAUAUUCAGAUAUUUCCUCUCAAUCGCAAACCAGAGGAGAAGAAGAUACUGGAGGAAAUUCCUCUUCCUCCACCUACAAAAAAGAGUGGGGAUGAUGAUCAGGAAGUUAGUGAGGACACAGCGGAAAUCCCGAGUUUAGAUGAAAUUCCCUUGCCCCCAGUGUGUGGUGACGCAGAUGAUUCAUUGCUAGAUCAAGGAAUGAAAAAAUACAAAUUUGCAUGGCAUGAGAACCAGGAAGAUGCUAAGUCUGAUGUGACGGUCAGUUCAGUUCACACCAGUGACCUGUCCAUCUCAGAAGACUUCACAUCAGAGAGUGAACUGGAGUACAGCGACCUGACAGACCAUGGAGAUGAUGUGGAGGAGGAAGUCGCAAGUCCUGAUAAGCUGGGGGAGAACAAACAAGAAGGGGAAGUUACUGAGGAAAAGAGGGAAAGAAAGGGAGAAAGAGUGGAGAGAAUUGAGGACCUAAUGGAAGAGGGCAAAGCUGUAGAAGCAGUUGAGACUAUGCUGGACAAGAUGGAAGAAUCAAUUGCACACCCUGAUGUCCAUAUGGAAGUCCAUUCUGAUGUGGUGUGUGAAGAGGUCCCAAAGGCAGGACAGAAUCUUCCGAGCUCAGAACAGAGCUCGCCACCGAAGAGAAAGCUUAUCUCUCUACAGUACAACUUAAGUGACAGUGAAGAUGAAGAAAGCAGGGAAGCGAGGAAGGCUAGAGUUGCAAAAGAAAAAGAGGAAAGGUAUAUGAAGAGAUUGCAGAAAAGAGCAGAACUGGAGGCCAAGAGAAAGGAGAGAGAGGAAGAGAAAGCAAGAUUGAGAGAAGAAAGGAAGAAAGUAAAGAGCAAGGAUAUGUCUUCACCUACCAAGAAAGAGGAUAAAGGAGACUCGGUGUCUAUGGAGUCAGACAAUAACCUUGAUGAAGCAACAAACCAAUAUAAAAUACAGUCACCUGUGAAGAAACUGCCAGACUCCCCAGAAAAAAAGAAAAGGAAGACCAAGGCAGAGCUUAAGGAGGAACUGACAAAACAGAAAGUAAUGGAGAAGAAAGCGGCCUUACAUCGACAAAGAACAAGAAAUAAAAGGUACACAUCUGAGGAAUUUACAUCAAUCUUUAAUGAGAAGAGUCAGCCUUAUAGCAGUGCAAAUUAUUCUGAGGUUGUAAUGGAGGAACAAGUAGUGGAGGAGGUUGUUACCGUGGAGUCGGAAAUUAUCAUGGACGUCUCCAGCACAGAAGAGGAAAUGCCCCCGCUGCAUGUAGAGGAAGUACACCCACCCACAUCCUCACAGAAUUUGCGGAGCCUUACACCAGAAGUUGCAGAGAUUAGGUCAGAAUCAGGCCAUGCAGAUACAAAGAAAAGGUCACAGGUCAAGGACAGUUACAGGCAUGGAACCAGUCAAAGAUAUAGUAAAUCGGAGGAAAACAGACAGGAUUCCAGAAGAAAACGACGAGACAGUGAAUCAAGGCCAGCUGGGCCCCCUAAAGCAUCAGUUAAACAUGCAGACUCCAUGUUUAGACGACCAAGAUCUGAGGAUGAAAAAGGUCUAAGUACCAAGCGAUACAAUCCAUCUGAUUUGUACAAGCCACGCCGAAAUAUUGCUCGAAACAGAAGGCGGGGGUCUUCUCCAUCUCAACAAACAGCUGAGGAAAAUGCUGAUAAAAUAACUUCUGCUGGUGAAGGCAAAACCUCUAAAGAGGAAAAAUCAGCUGAAGCUGAAGAACCACCUGAAGUUAUUGAAAUUGAAUCAAGGUCCCCAUCACCUGUGAGUUCAAGGUCUAGAUCACUGUCCAGUUCACGAUCAAGAUCUCGCUCAGGUUCUCAUUCAGGACUUGGAGCUCAUUCUCGACUCAAAUCUCAUCGAAAGAAACGAAGGAAAAGGAGAUCAAGGUCAGUGUCAAGGUCAUAUUCUGAAUCCAGAUCAAGAUCACCUUCCAAAUCGAGAUCCAGAUCCUAUUCAAGAACCAGAGAUGGAGCAAGUCCGAUUUCAUCCUCAUCCUUAUCUCUAUCAAGAUCACCAUCACCAUCCAGGCACAGUAGUAGAUCGUCAUACUCCCGAUCCAGAAGCAAAUCCAGGUCAAGGUCAGUCUCACGAUCAUCAGAGUCUUCUGUUGAUGAGUUUGGAAGGCGUAAAAGGAAAGCAGGAAGGACACCACUGGAAGAAAUUGAUUUUGGUGAGGCAGCCCGCAUGGCAAAGAAGAGUUUGGUAGGAGUGGACUUCGGCGAGGCAGAGAGGAGAAGCAAACAAGAAAGAGGGGAACCUAUUGCCAAUGUACCAAAAGCUACUGAAUAUCCCCCCUUCAAGAUAGGGGAACCCAUUGCCAAUACUUCAAGAGCUCCUGAAUAUCCCCCCUUCAAGAUAGGGGAACCCAUUGCCAAUACUUCAAGAGCUCCUGAAUAUCCCCCCUUCAAGAUGACUGCCAUGCAGUUUGGUGCCCCUCCACCACCUGGUGCCAUGUCUCCUGUGGAUCCUGCAUUCAAAAAGCGAAUGGGAAAAAAGCGAGGCUAUCCUCCAACUAGAGGUGUCCCAAGGAGCAAUGCUCUACGUGGUAACUGGUUCCAUCAACCAUGGCAGUAUGAAGAAGCUGCUGUCGAGGAAGAAGAAAUGGUCAUGCCACCGUCGCCCUCCAGGCGAUUCUAUCCUCCAGACAGGUCACCGUUACAUUAUGAUGACCUGGAUUCUCUAUCUCCAGAUUCCAUGGGGAGGCAUUCUCCUGGCAUGAUGAGGCCUCCUAGGCACACUGCCUCCCCCUCCCCUCCUCCAUACGGAAUUCCUCGUGGAAUUAGAGGAAUGUCAAGGUCACCAUCUCCUCCUUACCAUUCCCACAGACACUCGCAGUCAAUGUCACCUCCACUUUAUGCAGGGAGAUCCAUCAAGUAUUCUCGAUCUCCUUCUCCGCCUCCUUAUAUUGGGAGGUCCAUGAGGCCUUCAAGAUCUCCAUCACCACCAUAUGGUGGUCGACCUAUGAGGCACUCGCAGUCCCCCUCCCUGUCUCCUCCUCCCUAUAUGGGAAGAAGACCAAGGUCACCUUCUCCUCCUUAUUCAAGAAGACCUCCAUCACCAUAUGAUGAAUCUCUCCCAUCUCCUCCAAUGCGAGGGACAAGAGGUCACAGACCCCCAUCUCCUCCAUCUCCAUCAUAUAGGUCAUCUCCAGAGGGAAGAAUACAUACUAGAAGUCAAAGGUCACAAUCUCCUUCUUAUUUAUCAUCACACAGGGGAAGACCCUCUACACCUUUAGAUGAGGAAGCCCCAUCACCCCCUGAAUACUCACCCCCUCCAUUAUCCCCCACAGGUUCAGGCUACAGAUCACCAUCACCACUCUCUCUGCCUAGAUCUCCCUCUCCCCCACACCGCCCAGUGACUAGAGGUUACCACUCCCCCUCAAAUCUACCUUCCCCUCCACCCAUGCGACCUGUGACACCACCAACUCGUCCAUUGACACGUGGUCAGAGAGCCGUGUCCCCUACCUCCUUGCCUAGUCCAAUGACAAGGAGAAGUCAGAGACCACCAUCUCCACCUCAAACAGCAUUGUCCACUAGGUCAUUACGAGCCAAACACAAUGCCCCACAGAGGUAUUCCCCUCCCCCACUGCAGAGGAUGCGGCCAAGGCCCCAGUCCCCACCGCCAGCAAAAAAAGGGAAACGAUGAUUCAUCAUUGUAUUCAUAGAGAAGACUUAAUUUCAGCUUUUAGUGAUAAAUUAUUGUAAUACAAUAAUUAAAUAUUAAAACCAUGUGAAUGAAUUAGAAAUACAUGUAAAUUGCUGUAAAUAUCUUGCUGAAUAAACUGAUACAGAAAA
Ostrea edulis (European flat oyster) is the source of this 4814-nucleotide messenger RNA. Its product is annotated as serine/arginine repetitive matrix protein 2-like. The coding region runs from base 139 to 4665 and encodes 1508 amino acids. The record is from RefSeq and is a predicted model, not a curated record. Lineage: Eukaryota; Metazoa; Mollusca; Bivalvia; Ostreida; Ostreidae. The transcript is spliced from 17 exons.